AGGUACUGGUACCGCAUCGAUUUUUUCACAGACCACGUGCCCAUAUUCUCCCCUAUCUUAUCGUGGAGAAGUACAUUUUGAUUUUCAUUUGUUUCACUGAUUCGCAUACUGGACUCCACGACGUACCACCUUUAUGCCUAAGUAUAAAGAAGUAAAAAAGCUGACUCUCCAGUUCUCCAAAUAGAAGCGAUAUAUCUGUUUUAUGUACAGGUUGCAUAAGUGAGAUAAUGUUGGAUCAAGUGUAGAAAAGAGGGGUAUCUCAAUGAUCUUGAUAAAAUUGAUGAAGAGUUAUUGUGCGUACUCGACGUCCCCUCUUGCAUAGUCUCCAACCGAGUAGUUGUACACAACUGGCGGCCUAAGAUUGCCUUGACAACGUCCACGUCCUCUGCAUUGCGAACUCCGCAUUUACUUCCGAUCAGGAACCACAACAGUACAAUUCUUGAGUAACGAACAGCAGCAGGAGAACGAAAUGGGCACCCGACGAUUUUUUUUCGGUGACUUGUACAAACAGAAAGUGUACAAGGGACACCAUGAGCCGCUUUUCGACACUGCUGGUUUCGCAGAGCUAUUUCCAAAGGAGUGGUUGGAUCCUAAGUUUGCCGAAGCCGUGGAAAGCGGGAACUUCGAAAAGCUGCUAAAGCAACAUAUGCCCGGAGUCUACAGCUUUCCCUGUUUCUCAGAAGCGCUGUGCGACAAGCUCGUGGCGGAGAUAGAACAUGUACUAGAACUGUUAAUGCGGCCUGCGUCUGUUAGAUUGAGGUUGAGGUGUUGCUAAUCUCCUCUGGUACUACAAGUACAACGUCGUAUUCUAUUAUAUCAUAGACUUUUUUUUGCGAAAUGAAAAUGUAUUUCGAUCCCUACACGACGACGACGGCAUAAGAACCUCUUCAGGCGACCGCACUAGCGAAUAUGGAUGAUCGGGAUGAGGGGUCACUCGAUGGCUACCUGGACAGACCCAACGGGAUGAACCGCUUUGGAAUUGUCCUGAAUCAGCUGGGUCUAGAGCCCUUUGCCUCUUACUUGCAGACCAAUUUCGUCUACCCUCUGGCCAAAAGCGUAUUCCCUAUUGAGGCGGAGCAAUUCGAUGACCAUCAUUGCUUCUGCGUGCGCUACAGUGACGACCUGGACACCGGCUUGGAUAUGCAUGAGGACGAUUCGGAUGUCACCCUAAACGUCUGCUUGGGAAAAAAAUUCAGUGGCGCAACGUAUACUUCUUUUUUUGAUGGUUGUUGAACUGCUUAGGAGGAGGCGCUUUUAGCUUUGAUUUCUUUCGCAGCACCAGGUUCAGGUUAUGAGAUUUGACUCCAGAAAGUUCUCAAUUGAUAACGCGUGCCACGCGGUUUACCUGCAAUGGUUCGACCAACUAAUCAGACUUUCGUUCUGCCAUAAUAUUGACGAUCCGCAGCAUCGAAAGGAGGGCUUUGUGUAUACGCAUCAGAAAGGUCACGCAGUCCUGCAUCUCGGUAGGCAACGGCAUGGAGCCGAUAAUAUCGAUAGCGGGGAGCGAAUAAAUUUCCUCUUGUGGUCACUCAAUGCCAAGUAUCGGACGGGGAGCAAAUUUCGGGAAGACCGCAUGCGCCGUGGAACGGGAGAGCCGGACCAAAUAUGUCUCAGCUACACCCACGAUGCGGACUAUACAAGGUAGAGAGCAAUUCCUCAUAGAAUUUUGACUGCAAACUUCAAAUAAAUGAAGAAAGUUGAUGACUGACCAGCGACGGGCCAGAAUGAACGUACAUCAUAGAAGCUGUUGUAAAAAGAAUUGUUCUGGGCGGCUAAGACUACUCACGUCGUCUUCAAGUUAGAUGGUACAAGCACAAGGGGAGAUGAUGGAGAAUAUCUGACACAAGCUCGCAUCAAUCCGUAUCCACAAAGAUUACUUUCAGGUAUAAACAAGCUCCGUCUCGCAAGGAGGCCGAACAGCGCGGGGUGAUGUUGCAUCAGGUUGUUCGACGAGCGCAGGACGCGGCGCAACCAGUUCGUAACCUUGCAGCCCCUGGACAGGAAGUGAACCUCGAACCCUGUUUCUGUGUCUUCCUGGAGGAUGUUGCGGAUCCUAACCAGAAAAAGUCAGCUGCCGCGAACCUUGUAACGCUCAGUGACUUCAUACGAAAAAACGAAGAAAACAAAGGGUACUCUUCGCUUUAUCAAUGAAAGGCUAGAUUAUCUAUCACUAAUACCAGGCGGCCUUCGACUCCGUCUCCGUGGCCCGGAGUCACUCUGUGACCAUUGUGUCUGGCCUAGCGCGGGUUGCUGCGGUGAUACCGCCUGAUGGAGCUGCAGGGAGGUCUCCGUGCGCCUUAGGCGUCCGCGAUUAUUUACGCAAGAACCCCGAACGAGCUGGCAAAGAGACGAAGGAAACCAGGAGGGACAGAGAGCGGGGCCCGCCGCUGUGUUCUGUGUAAGUGUCGGCGUUUCCGUUCGUUUUUCCGCUCUGGCUGUCUGCGUGUGUCAUCCGUACGCGAGCGCACAGGAGGAGCAGGGUGCGAGUGUCGUCAGCGCGAUGCGUCCCCUACAGCGAUCCCCCCAAAAGCCUCGGCAGCUGAUUCACUUACUCGCUUCGGGUGGGGGUUGCAUCCUCUGAAGACUUCGGCAAAGUGGACUCGUGUGCAAGAGCUCGGGCCCUCGCCUAGUGGGUUGCGAGUCUGUGGGCCGAUGGACUUCCAAGCGGGGUGGCGUGGAGUGGACACAAGAAGGCCGCAGGGCGGGGGGAGAAGGGAGCAGAUUGACGUGCAGGCGUGCGACUUCUUGCGCGUGCUGAUCUAUACAAGCAGGGGCGUGGUGCAUAUCCUUAGCAGCCGGCGCCCCUUGCUGCGUAUGCUUAGCUUUCUGCAUUGAGUUACUUUGUUGCUUGGAGUCUGGCGAGCCUCAGGCUUGAGGGUCAAUACUUUCCCAAGCUUCUGAGCUUGGAGGCUGACGGAGUCAAUCAAGCUGCUCGAUUUGGUGGUUUUUGUCUGUUUCGCUUUUUGUAGUUGAGGCUUCGGCCCGCUUCUUUCUUGGGGGUGCGUCUGGUGUGCGCCUUGCUUUUCUUGAUCUUGGCGUCGGCAGGCGCAGGAGCGGGCCCGCGGGCUUGCCUCGCUUGGGGUUGGGAGGAAGGCUGCGAGCUCCUUUCUACUUCCGGGGGCGUAGUGAGUACGUAUGAUGUGCCGCGUGUGGGGGUAAGUUGCUUGAUGGGUUGGCUCAAAGUAGCGGGCAGGGGCGGAGCAUGUUCUCGCGUCUGUCAUUUGUCUGCGUCAGCCGGCGCGGUUGCUCAUGCAUGGCCGUGCUGCAUAGACUUGGGGUUGGGGGUGCGUAGGUUUUCUUAUGUUUGAGGCAACGAACUGGCGCGCCGCGCAGUGCUGCGGGCAAGUUUGGCCUGCGUUAGUAAGCUAUCGAGAGUUGGCGCGUCUCGUAACCACUGGCAGGCAUUAUUGUCAUUUUUUUAUUUUUACAACCAUUCAAAUGCUACACUUCCAGCGUGCUCUCAGUCUCAGUCUCACUAUCAGUAGGUUAGUUCUGCGCUUGUUCCUACUUUACUCCUUAAUUAUAACUUUUUGUUCUUAUUUCUUUGAUUUUCGAAAUCGCUCCAAGUCCAACCAACGAACUAUAGUCAUAGUUAUUGCGCUGUGAGCAGGAUAACAAAAACAAACUCAUUUAUAAUCACAUAUAGCUCCUCCCCCGAUGCGUUGAUUGGUGCCAUGCCGGUGUAUUGUAGUGUUGCUCGGAUGGGUGCCGCUGUGCAGAUUCGCCAGUUGUGUCGUGUCCCGGAUGGUCAUUUAGCCGCUUGCAUUAUCGAUAUUCGAAAGUUAAGGCUCACGGGAAUUUACUCUUAUCGUCAUUUAUUGUCCUUGUCGCAGAUAAGUAUUUCUUUUUAUCAAACUUUUGAGGCCCCCGAAGAAAGAUUACAUGGCAGACUUUUAAGAAUUUCUAGUCCAACUGAGGCGGUCAUCAAUAUCAUCGAAAGAAGAAAAAUCCUGAGGUGAAAAAUCGUGGGCUCUAUCACCUCUAAGUAUGGGCGUUUACUAUGGUUUAUACAAAGCAGACGAAUGCACAGACGAAGGCAUGAAAGAGUUCUAUAUGAAGUGGCGACGCGGCAAGUUAGAUCCCGAAAAAAUGACAGGGAUGAACGAGGACUAAAAUCGCAGAUGAAGUUUCUCUGCUGUAUGUUUAAGGUUACAUGCGUUGGUACAAACGUAGAGAUGGGCAAACAUCGUCGACGAUACUUAAUGUGUCGACAUGAAAAUGAAAAAUGCCAUUUUUAAGGUAAACGCACGUGGUUCCAACAAUCAUGAAAACACAAACAUACCGGGUCCCAAGAAAUCGACCAAAACUGUAGUUGAUGUUACUGCGACAAGAGCAUGUUCGUCUUCUUCUUCAUCUGGCCAGUCCUCAACACUUCACAACAAGAUGCUUAGAUGUACAGAUGAGCUCCUAUCGCGCCCAUAUGAAUCCACACGUGCAGCAUUCCUAAAUAUCACAUAUGUACUAGAAGUUCUCGUCUAGUAUGACUGUUUUGACUUCUUGCUGGAAAUUAGUAUCUUCACGGACAGUUUCUUUGCAAAGUCAAUAAUGAUGGAGUCCUUACCAAAAUAUUUUUUGUUUGAACGGGCACCAUAGAUCAUAAAGCUCUUCACACUCACUACAGAAACAAAGAGAUACAUUCAAUUGUUCAUUGUUCUUAAAGAUAUGGCCACGAUACAACGUACAAACGUCGGCUUGUAAAUGAAAUCAAAGUUACCUCACGCGAUCCUAGCUGAGCCCUCUGAUGCUCAUCCAGUUUGAGACUGGUAAUUGUGGCGACACCGUUAUCACUGUUUCUCGAGUACCUGUUUCUAGAAAGAUCGUUCGAGAUCGUGAUCGAGCCACAGCGACAGCCAGGUUUAUUUUGAUGUGACUGAUCAUAUUUUCUUUUUUCUCAUGCGCGGUGUGAUGUUCUACUCGAAAAUAAACUAUUACUCAAGUAGGUAGGAGCAUACAAGGCAAAGAAGUGCGCAUAUGACUACAACAAGCGGCCACUCCGCAAGAACAUCAACAUGAAGAUAGAUCGCAAAUCCGAAAGGAUUUACCGUUGUUAGAUCACCAAGCAGAAAAUCCUGAUCUACUUGAUGGAUCCUAAGUAAUACAAGUGAAAGCUUCAUCCACCUGAUCCUCUUCUCAGCGUCGUCGACAACUUUGUGGAAAGAAUGAAACAAUCAAAAUGGCAGAAACAAAUGAAGAUGUAAGGACUCUCACCACGAGAAAUUUUGAGCUCUCGAAUUAAUAUGAAGAUACUGAUCCGAUCAUCUGCAGAUCCUACUACACCAAGAAGAUUCGCACGUGGUGCAG
This is a messenger RNA of Amoebophrya sp. A25, 5301 nucleotides long. NCBI's taxonomy places the organism in Eukaryota, Dinophyceae, Syndiniales, Amoebophryaceae. The record is from the annotation of a GenBank genome assembly.